AGGAAAUCACUCGUUUUCGUGGAAAUGGGUACAGAAAGAGUGAACAACGAUCCACAGGGGUCACUGGAACAGUUGAAGGUUGUGGGUCGUAAGUAUAUGGAGAGUUUGAAUAUUUCAAGCUCCAGACAACACCAAAUAGCCGCACAGUCGCUUACUUCUACACUUUCUAAUAUUGCAGAAAUUCCUGACCAGAUAAGAAAGCCAUUGAUUCGAAUAACAAUCCUAACAUGUUUUACUCGGCUUACAAAUCGACAUUCACAAACUUCAUUAUAUCUCGUUAUAUCAGCUCUUGUGCGUGAAGAUCCAGUAACUUCUAUGAAACACCUUGCAGAAGCGUAUACAUCAUUCUUCGAAUCUCAUAUAAUACCUUCAAAAUGGUUAACUACGAAUUCAGUUCUAGCUAUCAGAUGGUUGUUUGGUCUCCGUAAUUUGAUAGAUUUGAAAAACGCCAAUGUCUUCAGUAGUUAUAUGUCAGCACUGUUGUCAGGAGCGUUACAUGCUUGUGCCAGUAAAAAAUUUGUAAAGAUUCAAGGUAAUAUGAAAACUAUCUUUAAUAAUGCCUUGCUGAAAACAACCUUGGAAUGGAUUCGGAAUCAUUAUGCAGCUCAGUCGUCUUCUGGAAUUGCUAGCUCCAAAAUAUUUAAGCGGAUGAAUUUGGUAGUGUUCCGGGAUGAAAUCAUGGCAGUUGUUAAAAAGUCCAUGUUACGCAGUCCUGAGAUCGCGAUUUUCGGGAUAUUAUAUCUUCUAGAAUCGAUAACAAUUGAUUUGUCAUCUUUUGCAGUUGAGUUCUAUAAAAUUCUCUCUGCAUCGUUAAUUUCAUCGAUCGAUGAAGUUCGUGGUCAUACUUCAUUAUCUGUUGCCAUGAUAGCAAAGAAAAUAACUGAUCCUAAAGCUUUGAAAGGAUUGAUUGAUGGAAUUUUUGGAACUUAUUCAGGAUCUGAUGGGAGAAUGGCUACUGUUGGGCAGCGCAUCACUGUCUUGGAAACCCUGAAAUUGAUGAGCUGUCAUGGAGUAAAGGAUAAAGCUGAAUGCGACAUUAUUGCUUCGAACAUCUUGCAGAGACUGAGCUCAUUGUUGAUUUCUGAAGUCCAUCAGACUGCUUUGGAAGCUAUGUGGAAAGCGGUUUUAGCAUGGUCAGCACAGAUUACAAAUGUGGAGGAGAAGUUGCAACCGGUUUUCAUGACCUCCCUAAAGUCACCAAACCGUUCAUUAACAUUGAGAAGCAUGGUCACUGUAUAUGAUACCGAUAAUGGCAAAAUGAAAUUGAGCAACGAUUUACUGAAGACAGUUUUCGAUAUCUAUAAAAUACGCUCAAAUGUUGGGGAUUUUAUAGUUACAUCUUUAUUGCUUCUAACUGAUGAAAAAUUUCGGGAAAAUAUUCGACAAACAUUAGAAAAUGAUUUCUUCAAAGAGAAAUUUAUCGCUUCUUUGAACACGUCUGAUAUCUUAUAUGUAGCAAAAUUGUCGUACUGGAUGAUCAGGAAUACAGAAACCAAGAAUUGGAGUACUAUGCGAAAUGUAUUUUUUUCUUUAUUCACGAGUCUAUUUUGGCCAGAUUAUGAAGUACGAAAAAAUGCAAACGACAUUAUCAGGAAAUGUGUUGUCAAUAAAGGCAACACAUUUUGUGCUGCUUUCUUAAAUUUCUUAUUUCCCUAUGUGACUUCGGAUCUUGCGCAAGAGGUUUAUAAAAAGAUGGCAAUAAUACAAUGUGAAAAAAAUGAGCGAGUUCUUGAUAGCAAAUUGAUAGCUGCAGCAGUGCAUGAAGUUAUGAUUCCUUUCAAUGCAGCAGAAGAAAAUUUUGAUUUGGGCAUCAGUGUCCUCACAUCCGGACUUUUAAUAUCAUGCAGUUUACAAAUGGUAAAAACUGAUCCUUGUUGUUGGAAUCGUUGGGUACGCUCAAUAACUAAUGUGGAACGUUUGCUUGGUGAAGGUGGUCGCGUGAUAAUGGAUCGCAUAUUCUCUACAAACGAUACGGUGAUUCAAUGUAACGCAAUUCGAAUGUUGAUGUCAGGUGGCGGAGUGACACAACACAUUCGUGGUAUAGUCUGGGCGUAUUGCACUGACCUGUUGAAUGAAAUCGACAUUGAUCGGUAUGUUUCAAUAACGCAUCGGGAAGUUGCAAUCUAUAAUACAUCCGAUGGUGUGCUAUAUAAUACGGCUGUUUUGGAAUUAAGUUAUGAAGAAGAAUUUGGUGCCAAAAAUGUGAAAAGAGAAAAUAAGACUUACAAAUACAAGGAACAAUUGUUAGAAGCACAGUUGAAAAAAGAACUUGCUGAAAAAAAACGUCAAGAAGGCAAAUUGAUGCCCCAGCAAGAGAAAGCAAAAAGAGAAGAGUUACUUGCUGAAAAGAAAGUCAGAGAAGAACUGCGUGACUUGUAUUUGAAAUGUAAGGAACGCACUGAAUUGCUAACAGCAGCUGUCACUAGUGAUCCAAUUGGUUCAGGGAAAUAUGUCCAUUUACUGAUUACGGUUGUUAUUCCGUUAUUAAGAUCUCCUCUUGUAUCACCUCUGGCUUAUAAUGUUUUUCGCAGUUUUCGUAAUGCAGCUUUCGAGCCAUCUGAAGAUUAUUUACACGAACUCAUAUUACAUUCAUCAGUACGCGUGUUACGCUCAAUUUACACGGAUGCAGCAUGGAGCCAGGAGUCACUUACUGUUCAAGUAGAAAGGGCAGUUGCAUUGCUAGCGACUCGAUGUGUUUUGGUACCGAUUCUACUUGACGAUGAAGAGCAUGGUGUUGAAGAGAUAUUGGGUACUGAUGAUGAAGAAACGAUGAAUCUCCUCAAAUUCAAUGUUUCUUUUCCACUGAUAAAUGCGGUACUAAGGGAUGAAUCUUUCCCUUAUGCGUUGCGGCUAAAUACCAUGCGAUUACUGUCUUCUGCGUUAAAAGGCAACUUCAUCGAAGAUAACCAGGUGAAGUAUCUUCCCUUGAAUUGGCUGUGUUCACUUCUGCUUCAUGUCAUAGCGACAGACACUUCGGAAUUAUAUCACAUUGCGAAAAUAUUACUUCAGACUUUUUGUGAACUAUUAAAUAAAUGCUCACAAAGAGGUUUGCAGCAAGCGACAAUACUUGAACCUAUCAUGCAGUGUUUGCUGGAUGAGAGUGCUCAGUUAAGAGAAUGUGCUCUUAUGGCACUUAGUCGACCUCAUGAACUUUACAACGACCUGAAAUUAACUCGAGAUGGUGCACAGUUUAUGGCAAUGUUCACAAGUCGUAUAUUUAUUGCUCGAAGCGAUCCGGUGAAAAAAUGUGUUGAUUUGGCUGACAAAAUUUGGCGAGAUGAAAAGCUCUCUACCACUACGGACUUAUUUGGCAAUAUUUUGAAUAGCGUAACUUCGGAACAUAUCUUCCUGAGAAAAUCCGCAUCCGUUGCUCUAGGAAAAUUAUAUGAAGAGUUUCCGGAGAUUCUGCAGCCAGCACUGGAUAAACUUGAUUUAUUAUAUUCAGAUUACCGAAAAAUCCGACCGCCUGUUUGUGACGAUAUUGGACGAGUAAUCGCAGGUCCUGUAGAUCUGUGGAAAAAUCGAGCAGGUAUUGCAGAAGCUCUGCUUGUCAUUGCUCCUAAUCUUCCUCAUCAGCUGGUGAUGAAUUUUAUCAAAAUCAUAGUCCCCAGUGGAAUCAGUGAUUCUAGUCCAGAAUGUCGAGAACUAAUGCAGAAUGCUGGAAUUGAAGCUAUCAAAAUGCAUGGAGAGUUUGAAAUGACAUCACUUUUACCAUUUCUCGAAGAAAUGUUAAGUUCAACGCCAGAUGGUAAAGAUUUUGACAAUUUGCGCCAAGGUUUGGUUAUUAUGUUGGGCACGUUAGCACAACAUUUAGAUCCGGCAAACGAAAAAGUGCGCAUCAUAGCAUCACGUUUAAUCGAAACACUGUCGACGCCAUCACAGCAGGUGCAAGAAGCGGUGUCCAAGUGCUUGCCGGCCCUAGUUCCAGCAAUUAAAGAUCGUGCCAAGGAACUUGUUUCCACAUUGUCGUGUCUCCUUGUUGAAGCUGAUUCGUACGGCGAACGACGAGGAGCAGCAUACGGAAUUGCUGGACUUGUUAAAGGCCUCGGAAUGUCUGCAAUGCGUGAACUAGAACUGAUAAAAUUUCUGCAAAAUUCAUUGGCCAAUAAGAAAAAUGCCUGUCAUCGUGAGGGUGCUCUCUUAACUCUUGAAAUUCUUUGCGGCUCGAUGGGUAAAUUGUUUGAGCCUUACAUUGUACAACUUUUACCAUCACUGUUAAUUUGUUUCGGUGAUUCCGACGAUAACGUUCGUCAUGCAGCGAGCGACGCAGCACACUCUAUGAUGUCUAUGCUUUCAGCCCACGGCGUUAAACUGGUGUUGCCGUCACUUCUAGCUGCAUUGGACGAAGACUCAUGGCGUACGAAAUGUGCUUCUGUGGAACUUCUGGGGUCAAUGGCAUUCUGUGCUCCGAAACAACUUUCAUCUUGCUUGCCAAGCAUCGUUCCUAAACUUAUUGAGGUGCUGACAGACUCACACUCAAAAGUGCAGAAAUCCGGAGAAAAAGCCCUAAAACAGAUAGCCAAAGUUAUCCGUAAUCCAGAAAUUCUCAGUAUAAGCAAUCAGUUGUUAACCGGUUUGACUGAUCCGGCUAGCAAAACAUCCUCCUGUUUACAAACGGUAGUCAAUACGAAGUUCAUACAUUACAUUGAUGCUGCUUCACUUUCUUUGAUAAUGCCUAUUGUUCGUCGCGCAUUCACUGAUCGAGCUUCUGAAACGCGUCGUAUGGCUGCUCAAAUAAUCGCGAACAUCUAUUCUUUAGCGGAUAAUAAGGAUAUGGAACCGUAUCUUGCUGGUCUAUUGCCGGGAUUACAGAAAUCAUUGUUGGAUCCUAUCCCAGAAAUACGUACUGUUGCUGCAAAGGCUCUUGGUGCAAUUAUUGGAUAUUCUGUUGGAGAUACUGCAUCAAAAAUGCGUGAGCAACUUAUACCGUGGCUCAAGGAGAAGCUUGUUUCGAAUACAAAUGCCGUCGAUCGAUCGGGUGCUGCGCAAGGACUUGCAGAGGUUCUUAAAGCAGUGGGUGAGAAUCAGUUAGCAAUGGUUAUGCCUGAUAUAAUAAAAACAACAGAAUCGAAAGAAGCAACACCAGAAAUACGCGAUGGUUAUAUAUUGAUGUAUAUUUAUUUGCCUAUGGCAUUUGGAGACCAUUUUGUCCCGUAUUUACCUGAGGUCAUACCAAGCAUACUAAAAGCUCUAGCAGAUGAGAACGAAUAUGUACGAGACAGUGCAUUGAAAGCAGGUCAGCGUUUAAUUGUGACGUACUGCGUGCAUGCUAGACGACUUUUAUUGCCUCAGUUGCAAGCUGCUUUGUUUGAUGACAAUUGGCGAAUUCGAUUUGCAGCUGUUACACUGAUUGGCGAUUUCUUAUUCAGCAUAUCAGGUGUUAGCGGGAAAAUGACGUCAGCAACAUUAAACGAGGAUGAUACUAUGGGUAUGGAAUCAGCUGGGAAAGCCAUUGUUCGACAACUUGGACAAGCAUGCAGGGAUCGUGUUCUGGCGGGUAUUUACUUAUCACGUUCAGAUAUUGCGCUCCAAGUUCGCCAAAUUGCAAGUCAUGUUUGGAAAAUAGUGGUGGCGAAUACUCCACGUACUUUAAAAGAAUUGAUGAAAACGCUGUUCGAAAUGUUGCUUUGUUGUUUGGCAAGCAGUAGUGAAGAUCGACAAAUGAUGGCUGGACGUUGUCUUGGAGAACUGGUGAAGAAAAUGGGUGAACGAAUAAUCAUUGAUGUGUUACCCGUUCUUGAACGUGGCCUUUCAUCUGAAUCAGUUGAACAACACAUUGGUGUUGCUACUGCUUUGCAUGAAAUUAUCGAGAAUUCUACAAGAGAUAUUGUAUUAAUGUAUUCGGCGCAGCUGGUGGGACCGAUCAAGAAAAUCAUCUGUGAUUCCAAUCUGUUAGUACGCCAAGCAGCUGCCAUUGCAUUUACAUCAUUUUAUCAGGCUGUUGGUUUCUCGGCGUUUGAGGAUAUUGUAGCGCCACUUCUAGAUGCAAAUGUGGUAUCCAACGAUAACGUAUUAGAUGGUCUUUCGCAAAUAAUGCGCCUGAAUGGAAGGCAAAUGUUACCUUAUGUUUUGCCGAAAUUAACUCGACCACCAGUAAAUGUUAAAGCAUUAUGUGCGCUAUCAGCAGUUGCUGGUGAUUCGCUUAGCCGAAAUAUUGCCAGAAUCUUGAAUUCCAUGUUAGAUGGUUGUACUACGGAUGAGAAAAUCAGUCAGUGUCUGGAAGUGAUUCUUUCCGUAUCAGACGCAGAUGGCAUUUCAGUCAUAAUUACUACUCUUUUGCAACGAGCACAAUCUUACAGUCAUAUUCCUUCAUCAACUUUAAUCCGUCUUUUUGCCAAAAAUGCACAAUUUGAUCUCAGCAAUUUUAUGGGCGAAAUUUUUUUUGGCACGUUGUUGCUUUAUAAUUCAGCAGUAAAUGAAGUGGUAGAAAAUGCAAUCGAAACGUUGGUGUACGUUUGUCAAAGUUUGGAUCAAAAGCAGAUGUUAUCUGUUUUGUUGAUCAUGAAGCAAGCCCUUUUAUCGUUGCAGAAAACUGCCGCUUCUUCUACCAUAGCAGGCUUUGCAUGCAGUAAGGGCCUUUCUUCUUUGCUGCCAAUUAUCCGAGAAGCAAUUCUAUCUGGUAGUGCGGAACUGAAGGAGCAAGCCGCUGAAACGCUUGGAACUAUUGUAUUAUUAAGUACAGCAGAUGCUCUGAAGCCUCAUGUCGUGAAUGUUACGGGUCCGCUAAUACGUGUUCUCGGUGAUCGAUAUUCGCACACUGUCAAAAUUUCUAUUCUUACAACACUUUCUCUGCUUAUGGAUAAGGUAGGUGUGCAGCUACGCCCCUUUUUACCACAACUUCAGAGUACUUUUUUGAAAGCUUUGCAAGACACAACUACACGCAAAGUACGACUUUGUGCGGGUGGUGCGUUAUCACGCUUAAUUAGCAUUCAUAUGAAACCCGAUUUGAUUGUAUUGGAACUUAUCAAAUAUUUAAAUGCCUCAGCAGAUUCUACGAUGAUCGAAACAACUUUGAUUGCACUGAGAGCAAUCUUAGUUCACGUUCAAUCAGAAGUUGUAAGUGAUAAUGUUCUUCAACAAGGCAUCAAAGUAGCGGAAAAACAUCAAGAAAACGAUGAAUCAGUGGUCGUAGUACAGGCUGCUUCUGCACUUCUUGGUGAACUUGCUCUGAAAAUGAAUCAACUUUCAAACAUAGUGAAUUUAAAUGAGAGUUGCCGUCGUUAUGCCGUCACUGUAACCUUGCAAUAUGCUUCUUGCACUGAUCCACAUGAAGUAUUAGAAGUGUAUGGUAUCGAAAAACUACGCCCUGCAUUUAUUAGUGCAAUACAGUGUGACAGACCAGAAAUUGCGUCAUCUGCUAUUCGAGCUGCAACGUCCAUACUUUUGUGUCAGGAAAUAAUAGAUUUGCCCCUAUUGUCAUCAGUUGUACGGGCGAUAAAUCAUCCUGUCAAUGAAGUGAAAUGUGUAUCAGCUCUAGGUAUUCACCAUAUUGCGUCAAGGAAACUAUCCAUAAAUGAAAUGAAGAUUAUUGUUCCGAUGAUGUUAAAUGGAAUAAAAGAAAGAAACAGUGCAGUUCGUGCUGCAUGUGAACAAGCACUUAUCGCAUUGUUCAGACUCAGGAAUGAGAAUCCUAGAUAUGAUGAUUACUUAUCUACAGUUGAAGGAGCAGCAAGAGAUGUACUUGCUGAUGCUUACAAGACAUUACAGAAAAUUUUGAAACAACCAGAUCCAGGACUGGAACUAUUAUCGGAUAUUGUAAAUGUGCCAUGAUACAUCAAGAUACAUGUAGCUUUGACUAUUUUUUUUUUCUAUUCCUUGAAUUCUUUUUUAUCCCUGCUAAAGAUUCGGAAAUUAAAUUUGACGUCACUUUUAAUUCUCAUCUGUUAUUGUUCGUUAGCAUUGUUAUUCCUCAUUUUGUUAAUAAAUAAGGAAAUAUGUGAUCUAUUUCACGAUUGUUGC
Molecule: messenger RNA, 7959 nt
Organism: Loa loa (African eye worm)
Lineage: Eukaryota; Metazoa; Nematoda; Chromadorea; Rhabditida; Onchocercidae
Exons: 48
Coding region: 25-7770 (2581 amino acids)
Biological process (GO): cellular response to amino acid starvation; regulation of translation
Cellular component (GO): cytosol
Molecular function (GO): protein kinase regulator activity
Source: RefSeq, a predicted model, not a curated record